This is a messenger RNA of Austrofundulus limnaeus, 1690 nucleotides long. RefSeq names its product selenoprotein U 1a (gene selenou1a). The record is from RefSeq and is a predicted model, not a curated record. Lineage: Eukaryota; Metazoa; Chordata; Actinopteri; Cyprinodontiformes; Rivulidae. Gene Ontology annotation, molecular function: antioxidant activity. The transcript is spliced from 7 exons.
UUAUAAAGCACAAUGACUCAAAUACAUCACUUUGAAAGCGGAUGAGCUGAAGCACUGAGAAGAGCAGCUUUGUUUGCACUUUGACAACAGACAAUGAGAUUUUGAGGAUCUUGUUAGUGAGAAGCUCAGACUUUACCCACAGUCACAGAUGCUGGCUCUGUCCAGAUGUUCGCCUGCUCUGAGGUGGAGACUUCCCCUGUGCUGCUCUGCUGUCCCUGUGGGGAGCUCCACCGUGAGCAGCCAGCCCUCCGCCACAACCCGACCGCAGUUUGUAACAACCCAGACCAUGUGGUUUCACCAGAGUAGAGCCAAAGCAAGUCCUGAUCCAAAGAUCCCUUCAGUGUCUGCCUUCUGGUCCGGACUGGAGCAGGAGCUGUUAGAGAUGGGGGUAUGGUCGGUGGGUCUGGGGGCUGUCGGAGCGGCCCUAGCUGGGAUCUUCUUAGCAAACACCGAUAUUUGUCUUCCUAAAGGCUCAAAAGCAUCACUGGAAUACCUGGAAGAUGCAGAUCUGCGUUCCACAGCGGAAGAUGAGAAAACCAUCAAAGCAAAGGUCCUGUGGGAAGAGAACGGGGCAGUGGUGAUGGCCGUAAGGCGGCCUGGAUGAUUUUUGUGCAGAGAGGAGGCCUCCGAGCUGUCCUCUCUGAAACCCCAGCUGGAGGAGCUCGGGGUCCCUUUGGUCGCUGUGGUGAAAGAAAACUUGGCCGCAGAGAUCGAGGGCUUCAGACCGCACUUCGCCGGGGACAUCUACAUUGAUGAACAGAAACAUUUCUACGGACCACUGCAGAGGAGGAUGGGAGGUUUGGCCUUCCUUCGCCUCGGCGUGUGGAGGAACUUCUUUCGGGCCUGGAAGUCUGGUUACAAGGGCAACAUGAACGGGGAGGGCUUCAUCCUUGGGGGAGUGUUUGUUAUCGGACCAGGAAACCAGGGGAUCCUCCUGGAACACCAGGAGAAGCAGUUUGGAGAUAAAGUGGACAUAAAAGACGUUCUGCAGGCUGUAAAGAAAAUCGUUCCAGAGAAGUAGUUUCUGCAGCAUUAAUGAAGCAAGUACACUUAAGAUCAAAUGAGCAAACGGAACAUUUUUAAUGAGCUAUAAUUUGUUUACAUAGAUUAUGAUAGAAUAAUGUGCUGCUGAAGCUCUAAAAUGCAGGACAGAGCUAAUGCUUUUUCUCAGUGUGUUUGAAUAUUCCACAAAACGUCCAAAAAGAAAUUAAUGUUUUUUUUUUGCCACAAGCAUAAACCCGCCCCGCCUAAAGGCAACAUUUCAGGUACAGAAAUAUUCAGGUAGUGAUAAACUUGAAAUGUCCCAACUACUGAUUUUAAUCUAAAGGCCGGCCUUCAUACUUGAUCACAUUUAUCUGUCCGCUAUAUAUCUGACACAAUCAAUGCUGUCUUCUUGUAAAAGCUGACUUUACUGCUGACCUGACACCUGAAUGCCCUCUGACAUGGAGGACAGGAGUGUGUGAUCCGUGUGUGUGUGAUAAUGACAACUUGACUCUAAACUCAGUGAGAGGAGCUAGUUCGAUGCUGGACACACACACCGGUUCAGUUCCUUCCCUCGAGCAGAGGAUUGUUUGUGGUUUGGUCACGUAGUAGGUUCUGCUUUGCACGAGUGUUUGUAGGAGGCAUGUACUGUGCUGUUCAGCUGCUACUGAAUAAUAAUAAUAAUAAUAAUAAACACUUUAAUGUUGAA